Lodderomyces theae is the source of this 2913-nucleotide messenger RNA. RefSeq lists its product as uncharacterized. Lineage: Eukaryota; Fungi; Ascomycota; Pichiomycetes; Serinales; Debaryomycetaceae. The transcript has a single exon. Gene Ontology annotation, molecular function: RNA polymerase II transcription regulatory region sequence-specific DNA binding; DNA-binding transcription factor activity, RNA polymerase II-specific; zinc ion binding. Gene Ontology annotation, cellular component: nucleus. Bases 1 to 2913 code for a protein of 970 amino acids. Gene Ontology annotation, biological process: negative regulation of transcription by RNA polymerase II. The record is from RefSeq and is a predicted model, not a curated record.
AUGACACAAGAGAAACCCGAUUCUUUGCAAGGUCCAGAAAGUGGGGCGGCACCGCAAAGGAUCACACUCCACAAUGGGGUACAAAUAGAGAUACAGCCAUAUCAGGAAGCUCAUGACGAAACCCAUUCGCAACCGGAACCCAAGCAGCACUCAAAUGAUGGCAGAGAAAGCUCACCCCCCGAUGAAACGUUAGAGUCUACAAUAAUGUCAGAGAUACAACGCGGUCAAUAUAUUUGUCUUGUAUGCACGGGGGAGAUCGACAAAGACUCUACAAUUUGGAGUUGUCAAGAAUGUUUUAGAGUCUAUGAUUUAGAUUGCAUCAAAGACUGGGCCAUCAGAGGAUCCUCAACAAACAAGACCAACAAAACUUGGCGAUGUCCAGCCUGUAAUUUUGAAACCAAGGUGCUACCGAAGAAGUUCACAUGUUGGUGUGGCAAACUUCAGAACCCGGGCCAAAAUCCACUAAUGCCGUUUUCGUGCGGCAACUUGUGCAAUUACAAAUACCCUGGAUGUAUUCACAGGUGUUUGAAUACAUGCCAUCCAGGAAAGCAUCCAGUGUGUGGAGCCCUAGGUCCGGUUAUGAAGUGUCAAUGUGGCAAGGAGAAGAAGCAGUUACCUUGCAUAAUCACUCCAUACAGGAAGGGAUGGAAAUGUGAUCACCCGUGCGGCAAAAAGGUUUGCGAUCUCAACCACAAGUGUGCCAAAGGUUGCCAUGGAGGAUCAUGUGGUAAAUGUCAAAAAAAGAUUGAGUACAAGUGUUAUUGUGGUGACACGAAAUUGAAGACAAAAUGUUCAAAGCGCAAGCCCCUUGAAUGUCGAGAUUAUCAGGGUAAAAAGUGGAUUGGAGGUGGCUCUUGUGGGAAAGUCAAGAAGUACUACUACGAUUGCGGAGAACAUUAUGAGACUUUUGCAUGUCAACCACCACCAAAAAUGGACCAUAAAAAAUGCAUAUACUCACCAGACGUUAUUUCAACUUGCUAUUGUGGUGCCACAAGAGUGGACUCAUCAAAUAGGACGAAAUGUACCGAUCCCGUGGAGGAAUGCGAAAACACCUGUGGAAAGUUGUUACCAUGCGGAUGUCAUUGUGAAUUCAAAUGCCAUUCGGGACCAUGUGAAUGUACAUCUAUAUUUGACGUGUCAUGCGAGUGUGGUCAUGAGCAGCUUAGUGCUCCUUGCAAAUUUGUACGACUGGGUGUUAAAAUUAAAUGCCAUCACAAAUGUUCAGUUUUGUUGAGUUGUCGGAAACAUUACCAUCGUGCCGAGUGUUGCGCCUAUGAGCAAACUGCAUUGGAGAGAGAGAGAGCCAAGAGGAAAGCAGUGAGAAACAAUUUGCGCCGUACUUUGCGUGAUGACAUCAUGUCGAUUGAAGCGGUACACAUUUGUACUCAGACAUGCAAUCGGUUGAAAUCAUGUGGGCAACACCAUUGCCAAGCAAUGUGCCAUAGUGGGCCCUGCGAGGUUUGUUUGGAAUCAACAAAUGAAGAUUUGGUUUGCCAUUGCGGCAGGACAGUUAUACCUGCCCCAGUCAGAUGUGGUACUGAAUUAGUUUGCCAUGAACAGUGUACUCGACCAACUACGUGUGGGCACCGUCCUGAACCACACGAGUGUCAUAAUGAUGACGUGGCGUGCCCGAAAUGUACGGUAUUGGUGAAAAAGACAUGUGAUUGUGGCGCAAGACUGGAUCUUCCUGGUAUUAUGUGCUCACAGGAGCGCGUCAGUUGUGGUAAGAUGUGUAUGGCGCCGAAAGAAUGUGGUCAUCCAUGUUUGCGUACUUGUUCUUCCAAGUGCACAAGGGAAGGGGAUCAUGUACAUGCCAAUCAGUGUAUGGUGAAGUGCCAAAAAUUGAGAAAGAACUGUCCGCACCUGUGUAAAUUAAAGUGUCAUUUCGACAAAGUUGGCAAAAGCGGUAAUUGCGAUGCUGUUAAAUGCAAUGAGCCAGUCAAUAUCGAAUGUGAAUGUGGACAUUUAAAGAAAACUGUCGUGUGUGGUGCAUCACUAAACAAUCCAACUGCGAUUGGCACCGUACUAAAUUGUGAUGAGUCUUGUGCGGCUGUGAAAAGAGAUGCUAAAUUGCGUGAAGCUUUCGCAGUUGACGUACCUGAAGAUGAAAAAGUGAUUUACAGCGACUAUGUGCUCAACACAUAUGCCAAGCAAACAAAAUGGUGUACCAGAAUUGAAAACAUUAUUCGAACGUUUCUUGAAGAUUACAACUACCAAAUCAACAAUGGAGUCGAAAAUCCCAAGAAGUCGUACCACUUCCCACCAAUGACCUCACCACAACGUCAAUUUAUUCACGAACUUGCACAAUCGUAUAAACUCUACACCGAGUCACAAGAUCAAGAGCCGAAACGGUCAGUAUUUAUUGUUAUCACGAGAUUAACAUUUGUUCCCGCAUCAACGCUUCAAACUUGCUCAGACUUGGUUCAAAUGAAGCAAAAACAACAGUUGCAAGUGGAAUCCAUGACGCAGCAGGAAAUUGAUGAUGCAUUGUUCAAUGCCAUAAUCAUUCAAGAUACAUUUUUCGGUGUGACAAAAGAAGAUUUACAAAAUGCAUUAGUUAAGUACCAUCAAGUUGGCAACGAGGAAACUGAAGGUGGAAGCUUCACUAUCUCCUGGUUGAAGGAGUCUACAUUUAUCUUGUAUGACACAGCUUGGUUCCAAAAAAUGGAUCGAGAAUUUGAGUCAAUGUUGGAGGAAUUGUGUAACAUGUUCCGCAAGACAUUGAGACAAAAUUCGUUGGCUUUUGAUUGCAAAUUGUGUUUGAUUGAUCCGAGCGUUAGUUUUGUGAUGAAAGUUGAUCGAAGAAAACGUAUUGAUGACGGCGUAUUGGAUGGUGAUGGUGAUGGAAAGAAGAGUGAGAGCAAGAAUAGUUUUGACGUUUUGCAACUGGAUGAAUUGGUGAUUCAUGGGUGA